Molecule: messenger RNA, 1403 nt
Organism: Rubroshorea leprosula
Lineage: Eukaryota; Viridiplantae; Streptophyta; Magnoliopsida; Malvales; Dipterocarpaceae
Source: the annotation of a GenBank genome assembly
AUCAAACAAAAAUAUAUAUUUCCUCCCGCAGCAGAGUGUGUUUAAUGUUUUGGUCGUCAGUAAUUCAGCAGAGCUUUGAAAAGGGAAAGAAACAGAUUCCUACUCCUUCGUCUCCGAUUUCAAUGGCACUCGCGAAUUCCAUCUUCUCUCUUUAUUCCUCUUCUUCGGUUGCUCGCCGUCGAUCGAUCGUUCUCGAUCCCGUCUUUGUCGCUCACUCCUCUCAUUUUCACUCAUCUCGCCUCAAGCUCCCUGCGUAUGGAGUUAGAAUCGCUUUCUCCACAAGAAAGAACCUGAUGUACGCUACCAACAAUGGUUUCAAUGCGGCGAGUUCAACAUCAUUGAAAUCUGAACAAGAUGAUGAUUAUGUUCCAAUGCCAAUAGUUUUGAUUGAUCAAGACUCAGAUUCAGAUGCAACGGUUGUGCAACUCAGCUUUGGAGACCGUUUGGGUGCUCUCAUUGACACGAUGAAAGCAUUGAAAGAAUUGGGAUUGGAUGUAGCCAAGGGAACUGUUUCAACUGAAGGAUCUGUCAAACAAACUAAAUUCUUCAUUACACACUUGGACACUGGACGCAAAGUUGAAGAUCCAGAUAUGUUGGAGAGAAUUCGACUAACCAUCAUUAAUAAUCUCUUAAAGUACCAUCCAGAAUCUAGUGAGCAACUUGCCAUGGGUGAGGCUUUUGGAAUAAAGGCUCCAGAGAAGAAGCUUGAUAUCGAUAUUGCAACUCAUGUGCAUGUCAAGAAAGAUGGACCCAAGAAGAGCCUGCUUUGUGUAGAGACAGCAGAUCGACCUGGAUUGCUGGUUGAGAUCAUCAAAAUCAUUGCUGAUAUCAAUAUUGAUGUGGAAUCUGCAGAGAUUGAUACAGAAGGAUUGGUGGCUAAAGAUAAGUUUCAUGUUAGCUACAGAGGACAAGCAUUAAACAGAUCUUUGUCAGAGGUGCUUGUGAAUUGCCUGCGUUACUACCUUAGAAGGCCAGAAACUGACAUUGACAGCUAUUGAUACCCCAAAUCCAAGUACUCCUCAUGCUGUAAGACCAAUGUAACGGAUCUGUACCAACUCAUCUUUGAGCUCAAACUUCUUUAGUUGUAUCUUCUCGAAGUUUUUGAGUCCAGUCUCCCUCAACUGCAUUCUAGGACGUAUUGGAACGAAAACUUUGCGACUGUUUCCCAUUGUUUACCCUGAAAGCUUAAUACCAUUUGACUGAGAACCAUGAUUUUCGAAACUAUCCAUUGUGCUUUGCUACCUGCUGAUAGUUUUUCCCCUGAUAGCUUUUGUUCCACGUUUAUGAUUCGUGAUAAAUAGUCUCUAAGCCACAAUGUAUUCACAUAGGUUUUCUGUUGACUGCUACAGUAUUUUGACAAUAGCUAUUACUUGCCCCUUUUAUGAUAAAAAAUUUUUUUUUUU